GUCGGGAAGAUGAAAUCGUUUGGGUAUUUGACAUUUGGCCUACUCAUCAUCACCGCGUGCAUCAGUGCCGGUGUAGAAGCUCGUCGCCUGGCCCUUCGCCCAUUGUCUGGAAGGGAACUUCGCCGAGCUCUGAGGGAAUCCGGCAUAGACACGCAUUCUGAAGCUGGAAGAUCGGUAGCCUCUGCCUUGGCCGGGCUCAGUGGAUUUGCCCUGGGCAUCACCAAAGGAGUGGGCGGCUCCAUUCUGUUCGAUGUGGUCACCUCGAAUGUGACGAUUGACUACCUUACCAGUCUGCUGAACUCCACCGCCUCUUCAACGAAUUCAAGCAGCACCGGCACCGCCCAGGAGAUCUGCUUUAAUAGCCGCAGUGUCGACGGAGAGGUGAUCAAUGGAAGGAGCAAUGAUGACAUGGAUGAAGGGCAAUGGAGACAGGAUACUACUACUGGCGUUAGCUCACCUACUACAACUUCACUAACUACUUCUCCAGGUACUACUACAGGUACUACUACAGGUACCGGUACCGGCAAUCCUGGAAUCACCUGCAUCGUCCUCUCUAAAGGACGUCGCAGGCGUCAGCUGCAAAUUCGACCUGGAACAUUGCGUUCUGCGACCACCAAACGUCGUUCAUCUCACCGCCCGUCACUGAAAAAGUACCGCAGGCAUAGGCUCUAA
Molecule: messenger RNA, 672 nt
Organism: Drosophila elegans
Lineage: Eukaryota; Metazoa; Arthropoda; Insecta; Diptera; Drosophilidae
Exons: 2
Coding region: 10-672 (220 amino acids)
Source: RefSeq, a predicted model, not a curated record